UUUGUGGGGCCACACCAUACUUUACCAAAAGUACAAAUGGAUCAUACUAUAUACUGUAUAUGAUUGAUACUUAUCCCAUAAACCGAAAAAGGGAGAGACGAAAAUGGAGUUAAGGGAGCUUGGAAGAACAGGACUGAAACUAAGCUUAGUGGGCUUCGGGGCCUCACCUCUCGGCAACGUCUUCGGUUCAGUUUCCGAACAACAAGCUAAUGCCUCUGUUCGUCUCGCCUUUCAAUCCGGCAUCAACUUCUUCGACACUUCUCCCUACUACGGAUCAACACUGUCGGAAAAAGUGCUGGGUAAAGCAUUGAAAGCCCUAAAUGUUCCGAGAAGUGAAUACAUUGUAGCAACCAAGUGUGGACGCUACGAAGAUGGGUUUGAUUUUAGUGCAGAGAGAGUCACGAGAAGUAUAGAUGAGAGCUUGGAAAGGUUGCAGCUUGAUUAUGUUGAUAUUCUUCAAUGCCAUGACAUUGAAUUUGGAUCGUUGGAUCAGAUUGUUAAUGAGACAAUUCCUGCACUUCAGAAACUGAAGGAAGCAGGGAAGACUCGUUUCAUUGGGAUUACGGGACUUCCGUUGGGGAUAUUUACUUAUGUUCUCGAUAGGGUUCCGCCUGGAACAUUGGAUGUUAUACUUUCCUAUUGCCAUCACUCUAUCAAUGAUUCGACCUUGGAGGAUAUAGUGCCCUAUCUGAAGUCCAAAGGGGUCGGUAUCAUCAGUGCUUCCCCGUUGGCGAUGGGUCUUCUCACUGAGGCUGGCCCUCCUGAAUGGCAUCCCGCUUCACCAGAACUUAAGUCUGUUUGUAAAGCUGCUGCUACUUCUUGCAAAGAAAAAGGAAAAAACAUUUCAAAGUUAGCAGUGCAGUACAGCUUGCUAAAUAAAGAAAUCACAUCAGUGCUUGUUGGCAUGAGAUCUGUUGAACAGGUGGAGGAAAAUGUUGCUGCUGCAAAAGAACUAGCAGCUUCUGGAAUCGAUGAAGAGGCUCUGUCAGAAGUUGGAGCCAUUCUAAAGCCUGUCAAAAAUCAGUCGUGGCCUAGUGGAAUCCAGUAGAGUUGACUCCCUUCUUUCUGAUACUGCCUAUCAAGACGUCACACAGUUGUCUCAUUCCAAAUGGUCUGUAUUUCUGUUCAAUAAGAGGAGUUAGAUGCACUAUCCAAAUUAUUUUGGCCUGUCGUCUAUAGAGUGCACGCGAUGAUGUUAUUGUGCAUAUCUCCUCCAGCUACGGAGUAAGGUUAACUAGUAUAUAUGGUAAAUAAAGAACAUCUCGAAACUCUGAUGUUUUGAAUAAAACUAGUCAUUGGUUGGUUCCAUCUGUCUGUAUAAUUUAGAAGCUCCACUGCUGUUGUAACUUGGCAAAAAAAAUUAUAGUUUCCCCCAAUCAUGCUUUUUUUGGAGUUUUAAUCUUUUCUGUCUUUCGAACCUGUAUUUUUAUUUUAAGAAAAAGUUGAUUAUAUUAUGAUAAUUGUGUUAUUUAAAUAAAUGGGAUUUGAGAUA
Messenger RNA from Lathyrus oleraceus (garden pea), 1492 nucleotides. RefSeq names its product L-galactose dehydrogenase. The record is from RefSeq and is a predicted model, not a curated record. Bases 104 to 1048 code for a protein of 314 amino acids. Gene Ontology annotation, cellular component: cytosol. Gene Ontology annotation, biological process: L-ascorbic acid biosynthetic process. The transcript is spliced from 5 exons. Lineage: Eukaryota; Viridiplantae; Streptophyta; Magnoliopsida; Fabales; Fabaceae. Gene Ontology annotation, molecular function: L-galactose dehydrogenase activity.